UAUGUUCUACGUUUUUUAAUAAUUAUAUAAAAUAAAACAUGUUUACUGUAAAAGGUAGGGAGGGCUUAGCCCUGUUAGCCCAUUAAUACCAGCCGUCCCUGGUUAAUAUGGUGUAUGUGUUGUGCUAAAAGCCUAUACGGGUUAGCCUAUUGUGUAGACUAUAUUAGCUUAAAGUGAAAUCUUAUGUCUUGGUACUGUAAGUCAUUCUGAAAUGAUUACUGUUUUAGUUGAGUAUAUUUAUUGCUCAUUGUUAAAAAAAUAAUAAUGUACAUUUAUUACAUAAGGGAAUUAAUUAUUAUUAUUACAUCUAUCACAAUAGUACAUGCAUAGAAUAAAUACCACUGAAAUGGUUAGGUUUAACUUGCGUAGUCUAUUGUGCAGAAUGCUAACCUCAUUCAUUUAUUUGAUUGCAGGCUGAAAAUGCUGGCAAAAGUGGAAUAUGGGGGAGUCCAAAAAUACAUUAAAGUUCCUCAAACUGAUGACAAUUUCCAUUUCCUCCAGUUUCUUCAAGAAGCAACGGACAAAUUUAGUCUGCAGGCUCAACAUCUAUCCGAGGGUGUGUUAGCCUUGACUGAUGCAUCAGAUACCGAGGUUGAUGCAGACACAUUUGAUGAGCUGAUAAAGUCAGGGGUCCGAAACUUCAAGGUUGGAUACCGCAAGUACCCAGUGACGGAGUUGGACAUUGAAUUGGUGGAAUACAACUCGCAGUCCUCCGUAUUGUCAGACUCCACAGCAUCACCAGUUUCAUUGCCAGGACCCCCCGCAUCACCAGCUUCUGCAAAUUCAGAUUCGACCAUCAUCCUCCCAUCCACUAAAGAGAGGAGGAAGAGAGGCCUGGUAGAGCUGGAACGUAAUGAAGCAAGACAGAAAGUUGAUACUAUUCUGAGGUCCAACCCGAAAGGAGAAGAAAUCUUCAAAGAAUAUGACAAAACUAAGACGCUGUCAGACACAACACGCAGACAUAUGAUCAACAUUCUGGUUGCAGAAAUGACAGAUUCACAUGGGAGGAUUCCCCCCAGAAGUGUCAGGACUAGUUAUGCACUCGGAAUUGUGAACCUUUUCCCAUAUCUACAAGAUCCGUACUCAGAGCAUGGAUAUGAACAUUACUAUGACCCUGAGGCGAAUACUGGCUAUCUUGCUUGGAGACUCAAGACAGUCCAACGCAACACGCACGAUGGCCUCGGUGGGCAUUCCAGGCCCAAUCCCCAGGGCAGCCCAACAACCCACCGAGAAUCUUUGUUGAUUGCUGAACAGCUCAAGGAUGAGGAGUGCAGAGAGGCCGUGUCUGUAAUAAGACACUCCACAGAUGAAUCCGUGGUCAAAGAGAAGAUGAGAGCCACCUUCGAAUACAGACAGAAGCUGGUUCAUGACCAGGAUGCAACAUCUUCAGUCUUUGACGUCUUCCCUCGUUUCCUUGACAUACCCGGACUGAUUGACCAGGAUUUCUCACUGAUGUUUGGGGACGAAGUGUCUGGAAAGUUUCUUGCAAAGUGGCCUUCAUGUUUCAAGCCCAAAGUCAUCAGAGAAAGCCAGAGUCUUCCUUUCAGUCUUCAUGUUGAGGAACUGCGGGCAGGUUGCAACCCUGAGACUGAGAAUGAUCAUGGCUGGGAUAGUGAUAUGUCAGCUCUCCUGUUGCUGUUGCAUCUUCUGCCCCCUACAUCAAGAGGCCAUAAGAAAACUGUCAAGAUCAGCGCCGCACAGGCAGAGGACCAUCUUGUUAGAUUUGUUAAGCAUGGAGCCAGCCUCACUACAUUCCUGGAGAAAGUUGAUGCCAGACAGCCUUUCCUCCUCUGCACUGGACAGCAAAAGAAGAAAGUCGAGAGAUUCUUCAUCGUUGUGGACAACAAACCGAUCCCAUGCAACGCCCUGACGUCGGUGGGUGCCUUUGAUGGGCUAUUCAAAGCUCAUUAUGUUUUCAGCCUCUCUUAUGAUGAAGCCCUCUUCGGUUUCUACACCUUCAUUCAAACCACAGUCUACAACAUAGAUGUUGGAAGCACAAAGGAAACGCCACGAGUCAAGGAGCUGAGAGCACGACUGCUACGUGAGGCUUAAAUUCCCACCAUUGCACAAAGGUCAAGGAAUUGUUAAAAAAAAACUUCAGUGAUUAUGUUCACCUGUUUUGUUUGCAAAACACACCACAAAAAUUGUUCGCUUCUAUGUCAACAUUUAAAGUUCCAACACGGUUUAUACCCAGCCAAAAACCUACGUUUGAAGUGUGGAGAACAAGGAUGUCCUUCUUCUUUUUGUACAUACAAUGGCUUCAGGAAGCAUCUUAACAAUGUACACAGUCAUCACCAUGAUGAACAGGUUGAUACCAACCAGGAAGAGGACAUGCAAAGACAUUCUGAUGUUGAAUUAUCAAGUGAUGAGCCAACAACUUCUGCAUCCCUGUUGCAGGUUCCCCCUGUUAUCACACCGAACUCUCUUGAUAGUAUGUGCGGCUCAAUUGUUGCACACUUACAAGCUUCUGGUGUUGCUGAAAGCACGGUCCAAACAAUAGUUAGUUCAAUGGAGGAAGUUGUCAGUGAUGUACAAAUUCAAACACGAGAGGCAGUUUUCCAAACAUUUUCCGCCGAAAAUAAGGAGUCAGAAAUGUGUAAGAAAAUAGAGCACAGUUUAAAUAAAUUAGAUAAUCCUUUUUCAAAAUUGAACACGGAGACAAAGAGAAAGAAAUAUUUUUCUGAAAAAUGGGACAUAGUAGAGCCUAAAGAAUUGGUCCUUGGAGUGAGAUUGGAUACACGUAGAGAUAGACCUACAGGUGUUUAUAGUCAGAUUCCUGUUACAGACAAGUACAUGUAUGUACCCAUUUUAGGUACAUUAAAAUCCAUUUUCAAAAACAGUGAGAUAAGAGAGGGCUUCUUGCAAGAGAAACGCAGUAAAACAGGGAUGUACCAAGACAUUAAUGAUGGGUUAUAUUUCCAAAACCAUCCUCUGUUCUCACAACAUAGACAUGCCUUACAAAUCUUGCUCUACUACGACGAUUUUGAAACGGCUAACCCACUAGGUUCCAAGAAGGGGAUCCACAAACUUGGAUGUGUUUAUUUUACUUUAAAGAACCUCCCACCAAAGUUGAACUCUGUGCUAAUGAAUGUACAUCUUGCAGCUCUUUUCUACACAGAGGAUUUAAAGACAUAUGGUUUUGAUCUAAUACUAAAGCCUCUAAUAGAUGAUUUGAAAAUAUUAGAAACAACAGGAAUCCAGCUUCCAUUCAUUAACGAACCAUUGUUUGGCUCCGUCAUACAAAUCACAGGCGAUAAUCUUGCUUUAAAUGGCUUGUUGGGUUUUGUUGAAAGUUUUAGCGCAACCUACUGUUGUAGGUUCUGUUUAACUAAUAAGGAAGAAAUUCAAUCUGUAUUUACUGAGAAUAAUCCUGGACUUGUUCUGCGCUCCAAAGAACUUUAUGUUGAACAUUGUAAUGCACUAAGUGAAGAUCCUACUCUACCUUCCGUUUAUGGUGUUAAAAAAGCUUGUGUGCUCAAUUCAUUACAUUAUUUUCAUAGUUCUGACAAUUAUACGGUCGAUAUAAUGCAUGAUUUGUUAGAGGGUGUCGUACAGUAUGAGCUGAAGCUUUUUUUUCAGUACCUGAUUAAAAAUGGUUACACCUCUAUUAAAACGCUGUUACACAGAGUACAGAGUUUUAAUUAUGGUUUCUUAGAACGCAAAAACAAACCAAGUGGGUUAAAAAUUGAUGAUAACAGCAAGCACUUAGGUAUAAAUGCUAUUCAGUCACUGUGCAUUCUCCGAAAUACUCCACUUAUUUUUGGUGAUAUCGUUGAAAGGGACAAUAAACACUGGAACUUAGUGCUUCUUUUGUUACAUAUUGUUAAUAUAGUGUUCUCACCUAUAUUUACUGAUGGCAUGAUAUGUUACCUAAAACAUUUGAUCUGUGACCACCAUACCAUGUUCAAAACGUUGUUCCCUGAUAAAAGAUUGAUUCCCAAACACCACUUAAUGAUCCACUAUCCAAGAUUAUUGAAAAAAAUUGGUCCUCUUAUCCAUAUGUGGUGUAUGCGAUUCGAAGCCAAACACAAUUUUUUU
Molecule: messenger RNA, 4038 nt
Organism: Gadus morhua (Atlantic cod)
Lineage: Eukaryota; Metazoa; Chordata; Actinopteri; Gadiformes; Gadidae
Exons: 9
Coding region: 421-2052 (543 amino acids)
Source: RefSeq, a predicted model, not a curated record